GCCAUUUUGGGCUAAUUAUUAUUAUUAUUAUUAUUAUUAUUGCCAUUUUGGCUUAUUAGUGUCAUUAUUAUUAUUAUUAACUUUUAUUUUCUUAAUUCUGUCCGAGUUUUAUGCCAAUGGCUUUCUCGGCGCGAACGUAAAACAAUAUAUCUGAUUUUUUUACCUAAAUAGCGUGUCGUGUUCUUUUAUUCUUAAUGUUAAGUUUUCUCCAAUGCCUGGUUCAAACUGUACAAAAAUCCACGGUGCUCCGACCUUUUGGGGUCUCGGCUCGUGGUUGGCGACCUAACUCGACCACAUGACUCUCGGGUCAUGAGCGAUAUGACUCGAGUUGUCACAGAUGGCGACCUUGCCAGGAUAUUAAUUAUGACUAUAAUUAAUUUAAAAAAAAAAAAAAAAUAAAAAAAAUAUAGAAUAAAAAACAUGACACAUAGGUAGUAUGAGCACUUCACGUGUCUAUUAUAGGGUUUGCACUACUACGGGUCCAAGUAAAAAAUGGUUCUAAAAAAAGGUCAAGAUUGGACAGAGACAUAAUAUUAUAUAAUAUGUAUGUAUAGGUGAUAUUGUUUUCAGCACGUCUAGGAAAAUACCGGCCACGUUUGUUAGUAAUAUACUGUCCAAGAACCACUGUUGCCUGCGUGUAUUUUCAGGAAUGCCCAUGGUAACAACCCAUGUAUUGUGUCCAACAUAAUAUGCAGCGAUUGAUGUUGUGCUGUGCGCCCGUGCUUAUGGUGGGACCUGAGGCUGUUUGCGUGUGUGCCGUAUUCCGUCGUCACCGCGAUUGCCGCUGAUGAUGUCACGGAGUUGUCGAACAUCACGAUCACCGAAGGGGUUGGUCGUCAUCGCGUUGGAUUUUGGUCGGCGGCUAGUAAUAUAAGUUAUAUUUCAAGAUAUAAUUCUGUACGCGUCAGUGUGUGUGCCUGUGUAUAUGUCUCGUUUCCUUUAUCAGGUUUGAUGAUGUAACCGUGCAUAAAUUUAACGUAUCAGUUAUCGGUCUACCGCCGUCUACCGUUCAUUAUCUAUGUUUGGGUACGUGUCGUUCCGGCAAGGCCGUGCGAACGUUCCCCAUUCCCUAUCUAACGGUGUCUACGUAACGCAAUAUUAUGAUUAACUAUUAUUAUUAUUUUUAUUAUCCGUUCGAAUAAGUUCAUUGUUUUUUUUUUUUUGACCGGUUUUCGCUGAAUAGCGACCGAGGUGUAUAAUGUAUAUAUGUAAUAGGUCUCGGCAUUGCCCGCCUGGCAUACAUAUCGUAACGAUGAUCAUUCCGUAUACGCUGUAUGAAUCCACGCGCAAACAGAUCGCAUAAUAUUACAAAUACGAUUAUGUUAAUCUUGAUGAAAUUAUGAACGAUUAAAUUUUAAAAUAUGUUGCUAGUAGAUUUUUUUUUUUCGUAAAAAAUAUAUUGUUAGAUUUCGGUUGGUAGACCAAGACCAUCAUACAUAUUUAGCCCGCUAGGCCCGUACACACACUGAUGGUUAGUUUUAAGCUGCCCAUAAGCUGUAUCCCACGGUGAUAAUAGCGCUCGCACGUCACACGCAUUAGGUAGUCACACGUCUGUGUUUUCGUUCAUACGUCUCGUGUACGUAUUGUUAGGUAUCUCGUUAUCGAGAGUAGUGUGCCCACCUAGUGGGAGUGUAUUAGUACUUGUUGUGGUGCAUAACACCGCAUUCAUUUAAUUUUACGUUAUGGUUAUUUACUGUUCAAUUUGUUGUUUCAGCCUCGUCGACCGCCGAGUCGUGGCCCUGUUAACCAAUGUAUCGUUGAAUCAAUUUAGGUCUCAUCAACAAAUUUGUCUGUUGCUGUGUAUUUUUAUUAGAUCUGUUGAUGUAAUUAUGUGUUUUCGUUUAUCGUUUAUCUUUAUGGAUGAUAAAUUAUUUACUGUUUUUUAUUAAUUUUCAUUUUGCUUUAUUCAAAUAUUUAAAAUUAUAUACCACGCCACGGUGACUUUUAAGUAUAUUUGCCAACCUACUAUUGUGUUCUUAUGUGUCGUCCCGGCGUCCCGGCGACGAUUUCCAUUGAUAUAGUAUCGUAAAUUUAUUUUUUGUAUUAUCGACGUUAUUUGUCUUACGACAUAAAAUUUUCGUCUGCACUUUCCGAGCCUGCACUCUAGUGGGUCAAUACUUAUUUAUUUAUUCAUUCUUAAGUUCCUGUUGGAAUUCAUUGUGGGUUAGAGUUUCAGUUCUACGGUUUGUGUUUUUUUUUUUUUGCAUUUCGAUUGUUUGAUUUUCCGUGCCUACAUUUAUGUACGCCGCUGGUAAGCGAGAUACUCAUCCUCCAGAUCGUCUAAUUGACCGCCUUCUCCAGCCUACGACGCCCGCGAUGUCACCACCAACUACCACGUCGGAUACACCAAUUAAAACUGUAACCACGGUUUCCCAAGCAGGGAUGGGAACAGAGAAUGUCCUUCCGCAGCCUACCAAAGUUGAACCUACCCUCGCCGAUCUUAUCGCUAUUAUGAAUGGCCAUGCCAGCGAUCAUGCACAACGGUUUGACCGUCUGGAAACUCAGUUUAUUGGUUUUACCAAACGGCAAGAUGCAGUUGAGUUGCGGGUGGAUAAAACUGAAAAAAAUAUCGCCAUUCUUCACCGCAACUCGAUCGAACAGCGAACUGCACACACGAAAUCCGAUGAAAGUGUAGCGAAGAUCCACACCGACGUCGAAUCCCUUAAAGAAACUGUGAAACAGAUACAAUCCGACUUAAAGGUACCUCCGAUCCACUCUACAUCUCAAGCGCAAUCAUUCCAGCCGACAUACAAUUCGACGGAGGCCCAUAUCAAUGACUCUCGACAGUUACCAAAUCCGUAUGGCCAGUCUAAUGUGUCUGCGUCGAUUAGUCAAUCGGAACGUUUUACUGAUGUUGUGUCUGAGUUCACAGGCCAUCGUCAGGAUGUACACCCAGAGAAGUUCUUAAACCAGCUGGACCAAUACUUCUUGUAUAAUUGUCCACACGACGAUCAACGUGUUGAACUGUUUCAACGACGGUUGACCAGAGGUUCCCGAGUAUGGUUUGAUUCACUGAUGCCUGUUCCGACCACCUAUGAGGAGGUAAAGAGGUUGUUCCGCCAGCAGUUUUGGUCUGCAGCCACACAAAGAAAAAUUCGGAAUGAAAUUUUCCAACCCUAUCAAUACCGUUCACCAGUGGGGAUCAACACUCAUGCUAUGACCUGGAUUGCUAAAGCUAAAUACUUAUCUCCCCCCAUCGAUCAAUUUGAUCUUGUUGGCAUAAUCAUACAGCAUUACCCAUCUACGUUGGGGAUGGCCAUCCGCGGUCGGGGCCCCCAAACGACGAACGCUUUGUUGGCCGUAUUGACAGAGAUUGAGGAAUCUACGUCCUUCUGCGAGGCCCCAGGCCCCCGCCAGUCAGAUCACGGGCCAACACCAUCAGCACGAAACCAUGACCAGCCACCACGAGAUCCUCACGAACGGAGAGGAUAUCAACCGCGUAAUAAUAAUCGCAACAACUACCGAAACGGUCCGAAUCGAGGUCCCCAAAAUGAUCACCGUCCUCCGGCUCAAAAUGAAGAACCGAUUCAUCAGCUAAACGCUUCGGGAAACGAACCACAGUCUCGCCAGUGAAUACGGCACCUGACGAGACUGGAUUGUCAUCCGA
This is a messenger RNA of Acyrthosiphon pisum (pea aphid), 3607 nucleotides long. RefSeq lists its product as uncharacterized. The record is from RefSeq and is a predicted model, not a curated record. NCBI's taxonomy places the organism in Eukaryota, Metazoa, Arthropoda, Insecta, Hemiptera, Aphididae. The transcript has 2 exons. Bases 2239 to 3573 code for a protein of 444 amino acids.